UUUUCGACGAGGUAAUGAAAAGAGAUCAAAUUGAUGAAUGAGUGAAUGUGUUCAAUUUUUUAAUUUGUUUGGAUAAUUAGAUCUAAUUAAAAUGUCGUACCGUAAUAAUGAUUGUCGUAUUUACGUUGGUAAUUUACCACCAGACAUUCGCACAAAAGAUAUUGAGGAUUUGUUUUACAAAUUUGGGAAAAUAACUUUUAUCGAUUUGAAAAACCGACGCGGACCGCCUUUCGCAUUCGUUGAAUUCGAAGAUCCCAGGGAUGCUGAAGAUGCUGUUCAAGCUAGAGAUGGCUACGGUUAUGACGGUUACCGCCUUAGAGUUGAAUUCCCAAGAGGAAAUGGACCAGGCCGUGGUGUUGGAGCCCCUCGUGGAAGAGGUAGAGGACCCCCUGCAAGGAGAUCCCAAUACAGAGUUCUUGUUUCAGGUCUGCCAUCAACAGGUAGUUGGCAAGAUUUAAAGGAUCACAUGCGAGAAGCUGGUGAUGUGUGCUAUGCGGAUGUUCACAAGGAUGGGACAGGAGUUGUAGAAUUUUUGCGUCAUGAAGAUAUGAAAUAUGCUGUUAAAAAAUUAGAUGAUUCAAGAUUCAGGUCUCAUGAAGGUGAAGUUGCAUACAUCAGAGUCAAAGAGGAUUAUGGCAGUCGAUCGAGGUCUCGAAGCAGAAGCUACUCUCCCCGUAGGGCCAGGGGAUCUCCAACUUAUUCUCCUGUCAAUCGAGCAAGAUCCCAUACACGUUCUGCAUCUCGCUCAAGGUCUCGUUCAUAAAUGCUUGGAGAACACAGACUCUACUUUUUCCAAGAUUGGUAUCUGCAUCAGAUACUGUGCUUUGCAUGUCUGUACGUGAUUUCUGUUUUACAGACUCUCAUUUAUAUUUUUAUAGAACCUUAUAUAUAUAUAUAUAUAUAGGACUCUUUAAAAUGUUUUCCAUUUGAAGUUCCAGCUGUGUUAUCACAUCAUUAAGGGCUAAGAAAUUUUGAUGCACAUUCAUAAAUAACACAUUAGAAUUCCAGUCCUUCAAUAUUUUCUUAGCUGAUGGUUGCUUUAUAAUAUCUCUCAUUAUAGUGCAAGAUAAAAUGUAAAUAGCAAAAACAUUAUAAAUUGUGAGUUUCCACUUCCAGUCUUCUGAUUUUUUACUACAUUUUUAAACUCUUUACAUGUAGUUUCCCUGGGCAACCGCCUAUUUUAUCAUACAAUGAAUUAACUAUUUUUGAUCAGUUAAUUUUCUAGCAAUGCGAAUUUUUACUGUGCAAAGUAUGACUCAAACUCAUAAAGAAUAAAGUUAUGUUAGAACAUAUAGUAAAGUUCCCAUAGAAUGUUAUAAAAGGAAUUCUCUGAAAAAUGACAAUAUUAAAGGGAAUAAUUAGUAUUUUCGCAAAACAGGUAGUGAACAUCAAGUGAAAGUUUAGAGAUACAGUCGAGUCCCGACUUACGCGAGGGAUGCUUUCCAAGACUCCUUACGUAAGUCGGAAUUUCGCGUUGUGGAGAAAUAUAUGUAUAAUAUUUUUUUAGAAGUAUACCGAAUUUUUUUAGGCACUUAUAAACACCCCUCAAAUUGCUUUAAAGCAUUUCUCAACUAUGCACGAAAGUUUCUUACAUAAAGAACUGAAUUUUUACUGUAUUUAAAAAUAAAAACUUUUACUCAACAUGAAUAAAACAUGAAAUAAAUUUGUUUAAUGUUCAAGCAUAUCGUGAGUCUUAGUUUUUUUCUUACUCAUAAACUUUCUCUUUCUUCCCAUCUUCGCAAACUUUAGAUGAAGGUACCACUAAGGUGCCGUUAUAUUUCAUAAACUUUAAUAUUUAGAAUGAAAAAAUAAAGAAAUGAGAUACUGAGUGGUUAUUUGAUGCACUAACAAUGCAAUGCGUGGACUAGUUUGGGGUGGGAAUUUUCGCUGUCAGUGAUGCUUAAAGGGAUAUGAUAACAUUCACGAAAUCAGUAUUUAGUAACCAAUAAUGAAGCCAGUUAUAUUCGUGUUGUGGACGAAAAAUACGCAUUGGCUCUAAAAUUUGUUACUCGUGGAAAAUUCGCGUUAUAGCCAUUUCACGCAAGUCAAAUCGCGUUGUAGCGGGAGUCGACUGUACAAGUAAUUUCUCUUUUCCAGACUGCAACAUUUAAUAUAUAUAUUGCAUAAGAGACAUUUCACAGUAUUUUGGACAAAUGUAGAGUCUGUAUCAUGACACUUUUUUUACCAUAACUAUUUUAUUUAUCGUUUGGUUUGCAAAUUAUUUUAAUUUAAGUUUGUGUAUCGGUAGGACAAACUGAAAAUAAAAUGGGUUAAUCAAACAGUAAAUUAAAAAGUUAUGGCAAAAAAAUGUUAUGUUAAGGAUUCGACAUAAUUCUCCAAAAUACCGUGAAAUGACCCAUAAUCAGAAGUCCUCUUUGGAAAAAAAAAUUAAUAAAAUGACAUUUUUAAGAAUGCAAAAUAGCAGAUACCAAUUUUUUAGAUCCAUGUGCCCAAAAUAAUGUUGUGAUAAACAGUAUAAAUAGGUUCACUUGAAUUGAAAUAAGUUGUUUUCUUGCUCGAAGAAAUAGGAAUGAGGGGAUGUUGGGAUCUUUAAAUUGUCUUUGAUUUAGCAUAGCAGGAAGUUGUGGAUUUUCAUUUUGUAUAAAAUUGUUGAUUAGGGUUUCCUGACGUUUUUUUUAAUAUGUGUUGUUUAAAAAAAAAGUUGCUGAUAUGUUAAACAGUGCUAGUUUUCUUGUAAUCAAAAUUAUAAAAUUUACUGUCCUCUUUUUUUUUUUUAAUAAUAAAUAGUAUGGUUUAUGGCUUUAUUCCUUUUGUGGCUAUAUUUUGAAAGGAUUGUUUAUUUUUCUCUAUAUUUAUUUUACUUUAACUCAUUGGCCCAAUUCUGUUAUCUAGGUUUUGUUUUAAUUCCUAUUGUUACAUUUAGUAGUUUGGGUAAUUUUUUGCCUUGUAUUUUCACAGAAAACCUUUUUAACGAUCAAGUUAUGGAAACAUAUUUAUGUUUUAUUAAACCGCUGUUUAGUUAUCUGAUGUAUGGUAUCCUAAAAAUUAUAUCUGACAUUGCAUGUACGUGCUUAGAAAUAAUAAGUAAGAAUAAUGUUAUGUUCAAACUUUAAAAAAUAUUAAUUAAUUUUCAAUGUUUUGGCUUGUUGCAUAUUUUAUCCUUUUAAGUAGCUACUAGUAAGGCAAGGUAAUGAGUUUUAAAUGUGUUUGAUAAUUAAUAAUAUGAUGAAUGUUCAAAGAGACUUGAAUUUGAGGUCAGUUCAUGAUUUAUGAUUAAGGAUAUGUAUCAGUGAUUAAAGUACUGGCAGUAGUAAAGUGGUGCAAGAUACUAUAGAGAGACUGUUAAAACUUUCUGAUCUUUGUCAUCCAGUAGAUACUUAAUGUUGUGUGAAUGUAUGUUAAGAGUACCAGCAUUAAUAGUUACUGUCAUUUUUUAAAUGUGUAAUAAAGUGUUUGUGUUUUAUGUUGAUGUAAAAUUUGCCUUUGUGAAAUAAACUAAUCCACAUUUCACUUAUUCUCAGA
This is a messenger RNA of Uloborus diversus, 3483 nucleotides long. Its product is annotated as serine/arginine-rich splicing factor 1B-like. Bases 92 to 763 code for a protein of 223 amino acids. Gene Ontology annotation, molecular function: mRNA binding. Lineage: Eukaryota; Metazoa; Arthropoda; Arachnida; Araneae; Uloboridae. Gene Ontology annotation, cellular component: cytoplasm; ribonucleoprotein complex; nucleus. The transcript is spliced from 4 exons. The record is from RefSeq and is a predicted model, not a curated record.